This is a messenger RNA of Rhinocladiella mackenziei CBS 650.93, 729 nucleotides long. RefSeq lists its product as uncharacterized. Gene Ontology annotation, cellular component: ESCRT I complex. The record is from RefSeq and is a predicted model, not a curated record. NCBI's taxonomy places the organism in Eukaryota, Fungi, Ascomycota, Eurotiomycetes, Chaetothyriales, Herpotrichiellaceae. The coding region runs from base 1 to 729 and encodes 242 amino acids. The transcript has a single exon. Gene Ontology annotation, molecular function: protein-containing complex binding. Gene Ontology annotation, biological process: protein transport to vacuole involved in ubiquitin-dependent protein catabolic process via the multivesicular body sorting pathway.
AUGUAUGGCACUCCAACCUCACGGCCUCUCGCCUACGCCCCAACGCCCUACACCUACGCUCCUACCAGCACACUCUCUGCCCGCAUCAAUCUUGACGAAGAAGUGAAACUCGCCGACUCCACCGCGGAACGCGACCUUAUCGACUCCCUCGCCGAAAUAUACAGUAUCAUCCGCACCCUCGACGGCCUCGAAAAGGCAUACAUCAAAGAUGCCUUGCCUGAAUCGGAGUACUCGGACAUGUGCUCUAAACUCCUGAAACAAUACCGCUCGAUCUUGAACGACGACAAUGUUGCACACGAGUUUGUGGAUCUAGACACCUUCACCGCGAAAUGGGGCAUCGAAUGCCCCAGAGCCAAAGAGCGCUUAAGAGUCGGAUUGACUGCAGACGAAGUGAUUACCGUGCAAAAAGCAGCGCCAGGGUCAACGGCCCCGACGGGUGGUGCGUCCGGGAGUCUGAUUCUCGCUGCGACGGAGAACUUCAUUACAUUCCUAGACGCAUUGCGGUUGAACAUGGUUUCGAAGAGUGCGUUACACCCAUUACUCUCGGAUGUCAUUCAGUCUGUGAAUAAAGUGACGGAUCAGGAUUUUGAACAUCGAGGGAAAAUCAUUCAAUGGCUCAUUACACUGAAUCAGAUGAAGACUUCGGAGGAAUUGAGUGAUGAACAGGCAAGGGAUUUGGCGUUUGAUAUGGAACAGGCAUACAACGGAUUUAAAUCCAUCAUUCAAUGA